Molecule: messenger RNA, 613 nt
Organism: Cimex lectularius (bed bug)
Lineage: Eukaryota; Metazoa; Arthropoda; Insecta; Hemiptera; Cimicidae
Exons: 3
Coding region: 15-524 (169 amino acids)
Source: RefSeq, a predicted model, not a curated record
GGGGCCCAAGUGGAAUGACCGGCGUCUCGCCUCCUCCGAGUUCAUUCCGCGUCCCGACAAUGAUCGCGAUUCUUCUGGGCACGUUCUUCAUCGGAUUCGCCUCCUCAGGGCUGGUAAAGUACGACCAGACCCAGACCGGCGACUACAACGUCCACCUCGACCUCAAGAACAUCGAGAUACUAGCCUUUCUCGACGACACCUCCAACGGAGAGUAUGACUAUGACUAUGCAGAACUGACGCUGAAGCCUCCUGCUGCACCGUCCACCAGCAAGAAGCCGACGACGAGUAGCGACGCACUAGAUCCGAUGUCGACCGUCGACCUCCUCAGCUCUGACACGGCUUCCAACUCGACGACGACCCCGUCAUCUUCAUCAGUGACGACCGAGGUGCCUACGUCGGCGAAACCACACAGGAGGUGUGGCGCCGGGUUCUACAGAGACCCGAACGGCAGAUGCCGCCGACUCAGGAGGCCUAUCAAGUUAAGAGGAAUUUUGCAGCACGCAAAGAAUAAACUUAUCGCAUGAGAGAAACGACUCCAGGGCCGGCAGUUGUAAAUAAUGUUUAGAGUCUAAAGUAUUUUGUGUAAAAAGCACAAAGAAUAAAAUAUUUUGAU